Lactuca saligna is the source of this 933-nucleotide messenger RNA. Lineage: Eukaryota; Viridiplantae; Streptophyta; Magnoliopsida; Asterales; Asteraceae. The record is from the annotation of a GenBank genome assembly.
AUGAAUAUGCUAAAGUCGUUGUUUAUUGACAAAUUAAUUCUCUUUACCAAGGCUUCCUCUUCUAAUGGAUAUGCUAAAGUCGUUGUUGAGUCACUCUUUGAACGAAUCUCCAAGGAACAUACAGCUAAUGGAGACAAUAUGAACAAGGUUGUUGCUGAUUCUGCUGAGGUUUGCAAAACAACGACUGAAAAAGUCGAUAAACUAAUUGCUGACAGUACUACUUUCAUGGAAAACUUCCAAACCAUUUUCAACUCUAAUACCACUACAGAAAAUGAAGAUUUGAAGAGUCUGGGAUCUCUCUUCAAAAUCGAGAAGACGAAGUUGCAAGAGAUUUGCUCUGGUCUGAAAAAUGUCCAUGAAGCAUUUCAAACCUCCAUUUCAUCUCAAAUCGUAAAGCUUCAACAAGAACAUGCAAAGGAGAAUGAUCUCAAGGAAUCUCUUGCUAUCAAGACCGAAGAAGUCAAGGAGUUAAGUGCAAAGUUGAAUACUUCGGAGAAACAGAUCAAAGCAUUAAUUAGAAACAAGGGGAAAAGUUUGUCUGGUGGAUCACGAAAAGAAGAACCCAAAGCUCCAGUCAAGCCUGUUAUCAAUCAAGAACCAAAGGGUAAAGAAAAAUUGUUUAGUGAUGAGCCUAUUAUUGAUGAUGACGACAAAGAAGAGCCUGAUGAAGAAGAACUAAAAAGACGAAAAGGUCGUGAAGCCAAUAUAAAUGAGCACCAGCGAAUCAUCCAUGAGGCUGAAGAAAAAGAAAGGGCUGAGAAAGAGGCACAAACAAUUCUUCAAAGCAAGAAGCUUUUGUUUCUUGCAUGGACCAUGAAGAGAAUCCAAAAUGAUGCAGUCGAUUUAACAAGCCAUUAUUUGUUAGAACCAAUUGUGUCUUUUGAUUUUCAAAAUACACAAGAUUCGCAAUUGGAUAUCCCAAUCACUACUUAG